This is a messenger RNA of Alosa alosa (allis shad), 3199 nucleotides long. It is a transcript of the gene ccdc107, whose product is annotated as coiled-coil domain containing 107. The transcript is spliced from 6 exons. The record is from RefSeq and is a predicted model, not a curated record. Gene Ontology annotation, cellular component: intracellular membrane-bounded organelle; neuronal cell body; neuron projection. Lineage: Eukaryota; Metazoa; Chordata; Actinopteri; Clupeiformes; Clupeidae. Gene Ontology annotation, biological process: protein localization to cell surface; synaptic transmission, cholinergic. Bases 146 to 1153 code for a protein of 335 amino acids.
AGAAGACCCAGUGAGAAAUAAACGCAAAAGCAAUUUGGCACUUUCCGUUCCAAGAAAACUAGGUGUAUCUACUUUAUUUGUUCUUUCGCUAUUUUCGGGUGGUGCACUGUCUAAGAUUUUUAUUUUUGAAAUCGUUGGUACAAGAAUGGUCCUGUCGUCCUCACAGCAAGUUGUUGUUGCCUUCACUGCUGUUCUGUUCGCAUUUGUGGUGUUCCCCAGAAUGUUCGGAGGUGGGACAGGGUCGAGGGAACCCAAGUCUUAUGAACAGCGAUACAAGAAAGGUCCAGGCCCAGGGGCAUUAAAGGGGCAGCCGUUCAGCAUGAACCCCACCUCCCAGCCUGGCCACCAGGGCCAGAGUGCAGAGAGCAUAAAGCAGAUGAGGAAGAUGGUGGAGCAGGAGAUGAAGAGUGAUAAAUAUAAAUCCAACAGUAACAACAACAAAGGCUACGUCUUCACCCUCAUGCCUAUGUAUGCCAUCGGUGUGGGGCUGUUUGCUGUGUACAAGUUCUUGAAGAUUAAAUCGGCAGACGACAUGCAAGCCCAGAAGGACAAGCUUACAAAAGGGGCCAAAAAAUCUGAACAAACAGAAAGCCAGUUGAACGAGUUGGAGCAGCGGCUAGCGCAGACGGAGAGAAUGCUCAAUUCCAUUCUUACCCAGCUGGACCCUUUAACAAACUGUGUGAAGUCCGUGGCCAUGGACCAGAAGAAUGAGAUCAUGUCCCAACUCCAGAGUAUUCGCCAACUGAUGAAAAAAAGGGGCAUGGAAUGCCCUCCCCUCAAUAUAGAAGAGCCGGCCUGCCAGAGGAACCUGGACGAGCUCAUCGAGACCCUGGCAGCACGGCAGAAAGUUCCAGAAUCCACAACGGUGCAAGAACAGGAAGGGGAGACAACUUUGGAGCCGGAGUGUGCAGCCUCUGAGCCGGUGAAGACAGGAAAUGACAUGGACUCGGAUGCUGCCACGGAGGUGCUGAGAGGUGGAGAGAAGGAAACAAGUGAACGAAAGGAAGAGGACGAGGAAGGAGAAGACAGUGACCACAGCAUGCCCUCCCUGGAGGACCCCAGUGAGAUGUCUAUAGAAAAUAUCGGGGCCACCUCUCAGAAUGUCACAGAAAGUUCUUUGAUCGGUUUGCGGAGGCGCAACAGACCUGAAUGAAUUGAUUUGCCCUUCAUGCAAACUUUUGAUGUAAUGAAAAAUAUUUAUUUACCAUUUAUUUAAUGCAGUCAUUGCUUUUAAUUGAUUUCAACAAACACUGUGUGUGUGUGUGUGUGUGUGUGUGUGUGAGAGAGAGAGAUCUGAAACCUGACUUGUCAUAUCAUAAUCAUGAAGAUGUUACUUUUUAUAUUUCACAAGAUACUUUGAUAGUUUCCUCACUUAAUCACUGUAAGUUUUUUUUUAAAUCACAUUUUUUAGAUCAUUCUAGAGCCUUGCGGUUUGUUCAAAGUUGCUGUGUAGCUUCAUGUUAAAGGAGAAAUCCAGCCGAUUUUUACAUGGAUCUUGACCGCUAGACGUUAAAAUCGGCCGCAUUUCUCCUUUAAAGUAUAAAUCCAGCCAUAUGCUUUUCACUCUGAUGCACUGAUAUAAAUGAUUUUUUGGCAUACACUUCUGGGCAGUCUGGACAUGCAGUAUGGCUAUACUGUAUGCCCCCAUGUCCUCUUGCAAAGAGUGUAUUGAAGGAAGAAGGCUUCCAUCAUUAAUUUUCUUAUUUAAAUUAAAAUGUUCUCUUCUUAUUGCAUAAUGCAUGAAUCAGUUGGCUCAAGCACUUUUUUUCAGUGCAAUGCUGUCUUCCUCUUAUCCAUUAUUGAUUUAUUGGGUAUGCUAUAUAUUAUGCAAUGUUUUUGUUAUAACGAAGAAUAUUAAUCUUCACCCUCUCUUGUUUUUUAUGCAUGAUGACAAUCAUUGCUGUUUUAUUUUUUUUAAAUCACAAGUUACAUUUUACAUUAAGAACCAGAUGACACUUAAAGCAGCUGUUUCUUGUUUCAGUUGGUCAAAGGACAGUGGGCAUAAGUAAGGUUUGAUGGAACGUUUGCUGGAAAUCGUUUGACAUUGCUUUAAAAACAGAACGUAUGAAUGGCAUGCUUGCUCUCGUUGGCUGUCGAAGGCAUACGUUUAUACCUCAGUGUGCUCUGAAUCUCUUCAGAAGCAUCACAGUUCGAUCACCUAUGGUGAAAAUCGAAAUGACAAUAACAACUGAACUCCAUAAUCACAUUUAAUGUAGUAGCCUGUUUUAGCCAUAGUUGAUCUAGUUACACAUAAAACAGAAUCAAGUUUAAAAACAUAUUUUAGUGCUUGAGUUCUUCAGAGUUUUGCAGCCCCUCAUUGUGCUUCUAAGCAGUUUGAAGUAGAUAUAGCGAGAGGUCUGCCCCACUGUUUAAAGUUUGCAUGAAAACACUGAAGUUUGUGUGAAGAGCUAUGACUAUAAAUACAUGUCCCUGAUUAGGCUGCUCAUUUGAGUGGUGAUAAUUAGUCGUUCCACUGUUUGUCUACUGUCUUCUUGUCUUGUCGUUUCAGAAGUUAAUAUGUACGAUUGUUAACUAAAGUGUGCUUAUUAAUAAUAUGUAUGCCUUGUGUGAAAUUAUAUGUGUCAUUGUUUUAGUUUUUAUCAUACAGUGUAAGUUUUCUUUUUUUGUCUCCUGCUUUUCUGCAAGGAAACUUGUCUGCAUCUGCAAAGAUACUUGUACAUCUUGACACCUGACAUUUUACCACUUGGCAAGACUGGCAUCCCAAAGGAAAAUCUCUUCUCUCGAAAAUGUCUUUUCUUUGGCUCAUGACAAAUUAAUCAGCUCUUACUGAGAUCUCAUCUGUUUCUCCUAAGGGACCCCCAGGAGAAAUAAGGUGAGAUAAGAAUAGAUUGAGAAUAUCUUAAGUUGAAUUUAAAUUGGACUUGGCCUGAGACUAGAGGAGAGCUAUUUCUCAGCUGCUGUGGAAUGGUAGGCCUAUGUUUAUCUUCCAUUAGAAAUAUUUGUCUGCUUCACUGUAUUCAGAGGUUAAUAAGAAAUAUUUUGAGCAAUGCUGAUUUUUCCCCCCAGCAUAGAUUCUCAUGUGUUUGUUUACACUGUUUGGCAGUUUGUACCCUUUUUUCAUUUCCAUUGUUUGUAAUUUAAAGUUUGUAAGUGGUACUGUUAGAAUGAUAGAAUGCAUCUAAGACAAGAGAAACAACAUGUUGUAUGCCUUACUUUAAUACAAAAUGACAAUGAAAAA